AAAUCUUGAAAAGCUUAGCAGGCAAUAAAAAGUUCUUCAUGGGACACCCUAUUGAAACGGAAGUGAAACAAAGGGGUGUGCAGAAAAUUCCAUGUAGCACGUUGUUCGUGUCAAGUGCGCGAAGCAGUCGGGAAGAAGAAGUUGCUAGAAGAAAACGGAGGCAGUUUUCAGCUGAGAUUUUCCAUAGUUUCCCUAAAGUGGUGGUCCCCUCUCUCGCGGUAGAAAUCACACACAAUCUUCAGACAAAGUGUGGGACACAACGAAGGUGCAGUGCAGGAAACCCAUGAUCGGUGAAAGGCAAAAGUGAAGAACGGUGUUGCAGCAAUGGCAGAUGAGAAGUUUAAGUUUUUCGAAGGUGUGGAAAAAUUGCUGGAGAUUUGGUUCAAGAAACCACCAUCGAACAAGAAUGCUGAUCUCAGGAAGAUACCACGACCAAUGUGGGAUGCUCUCCUGAAAUCUGUUCGAUGUGAAAUCAUCAGCUUCAGUCGCAAUGAUCAAAUUGAUGCGUACGUCUUGAGCGAGAGUAGCAUGUUUGUGUCACGUCGCAGGUGGAUUCUGAAGACAUGCGGCACGACAACUCCAUUGCAGUGUUUGGAGCCACUGCUGGAGAUGGCGGAGAAGAUUGCUGGGUACACGGAUGUUGAGGAAUUGUUCUAUUCGCGCAAGAACUACAAGCGCCCUGAGCUUCAGGUGUCCCCGCAUCGGGCUUUCGAUGAGGAAGUAGCACUCCUUGAUAGUUUCUUCGACGAUGGACGUGCAUACUGCUUGGGCUCUGUUAAUCGCGACUGUUGGUUCCUGUAUACGCUGAGCCGCGGGGGAGAGGCUCUCCAGCGCCACUUUGGCACACUGAUCCAGCAACGUCCCGUGGCUGCAAUUGCGCCACCGGAUCCGGAUCAGACCAUUGAGAUCCUCAUGACGGAGAUGGAUCCCCAAGUGAUGGCUAUUUUCACCAAGGAGGACUCCAUGAAUGCCAAGGAAGCCACGGAGAAAUCUGGCAUCCAAAACAUUCUGCCGGGAAUGAAAAUUGAUGACUAUCUCUUUGCACCAUGUGGAUACUCCAUGAAUGGAAUUUCCAAGAAUGGAUACUACAUGACGAUCCACAUAACGCCAGAGAGGGAGUUCUCCUAUGUGAGCUUUGAGAGCAAUGUGGCUGCCACAAACUAUGGAGAUCUAAUUGCCCGGGUGAUUGAAACUUUCCAACCCGGUAAGUUCAUUGUGACGCUCUUUGCCAAUAAGAGCUCCCCGGCAUUUGCGGCAGCACGCGAAUUGGAUCGUGCCGAGGAGAUUGGCGAGUGGCAGCGUCGUGACAUUCAGUACUGUCGUUUCCAGAGCUACGAUCUGACGUAUGCGCAGUACUGCAAAUUCCCGAGCUGAGGGUUACAGUGGGUGCCCCCCUUUGGGGCGGAAAUGCUUCCUGUCCAUCAUUUUUCCCUUUGUUUCCCACCCAAUCUCAAUGCCAGCCUCUCUGCCACGCUCACGGGGGAUUUCCUGGAGGAAUCCACCGGGGGUGUGGGUAAAAUAAAUGUUAAAAAUAAUUUAACACGGCAUGGCCGUGUUAAUGAUUUGAUCAAUCACGAAUCACAUGCAACACGAUUCACUGAUUUUGCUCAAUUCUUCGACAUUCCCAUUAUACUUGGCAUGGUACUUAUACAAUUGAUCUCCAUUGCUGUGGUGUUCAAUGCGGAGGAGUACUCCCCAUUGCUCCUCUUCUCGUGGUGGCGCAAUAAAAUCUCUUGAGGUACGGCACAACGUGGUGAAAUGUUCGCCAUUCGUUGUGUGAACAAUUGACAUAUAUUUUCCGCCAAUUUGGUUGAUUUUUGCACUACUUGCCAAUUAACACCUCAUGAGAUUAUUUCUUCCAAGAGCCACAAAGACGUGAGUUUACUUUGGCCACGUGCAUCAAUGGGGAUUUUAUGACAACGCCAUUACUGCAUGGAUAACAUACCAUUCAAUGGGAUAAGAUGAUUUCUACUAUUUUUUCUCCUUUUCUACUUACUUCAUACCUACCUGAUUGUCUCCGGGUUGCGCCCCAUCCCACACACAAAUUUUUCAUGACAUUACAACAAAUUUUUUUUAAACUAUUUUUCAUGAUAUUUUGUUUUUUUUUUAACGGAUGGAAAUCUCAUAUUAUACGAUUUUAUAGAGAGAAAGAGAGAGAGAGAGAGUAUUGUACUCAAUUUUAAGGAAAAGAUAAAAAAACAAAAUGAUAUUACUCUGCAUAAAAUAAAAAAUAAACCUAAUUGUUAAAUAAGAUUAAAAAUAAUAAUAAAUGAAUACAUAUAUAACUUUCUCUGUGUUUGUUGGGAAGAGAAAAUAAAAUUGUGAAAAAAUAAGUGUAGAAGAAACUGAGGAAGUUUCAGUAAUCACUCUGAACUGAUUUAGAUGGAUUUGAGAUUUUUUUUUCUGGACUAUUUCUGUUUUAUUUUAUUUUUAAGGAAAUUACACAGAAAUAAUGAUAAAAAUCGUAAAAAAAAUCCAUUAAAUAUGAGUUUCUAAACAAAAAACUUGUACUCCAAAGGAGUUUAUUCAUUUUAUGUGAGCUAAACUUACAUUCGAGCAUACAAUUGGGAAUCAAAGCAUUUUCCUGUAGAGAAUCAGAAAAGAAUAUGAAUUUGCCAAUGAGAAUUCCUAUUUCAUUAAUGAUCAGCUGGGAAAUCCAAAAAAAAAAGAUUUGCUCAAAAACGCUAACGAUGACGUCACCACUGAGUAUUUUUAAAUGUUUUUUAAUGAAUGAAACAUUCACGACUAAUUUUAUGUCGAUAAAUGAAUAAUUCCGUGCUUUAUGCAUUGAGAGGUAAAAAGAGAAUUACAGUCAAAAAAACACACAUAGUGACGUCAUUGUGUAUAAUUUUGGACAAAUAUUUGCUUUUUUCCAAGCUGACUUCUUUGUAAAAUGGGAUGUCUGUGGCGAUUUAUAAUUCUUCAUUGAUCCUAUGCAAUAUUACACGUUUUCCAAUUGUUUUUUUUUUAGGAGGGGGUUUCCCACAGAAUAAUGAAUAAACUCCUUUUAUUCUUCGGUAUUUAAGGGGGGUCUCUUGUGAGAGCUGGUGAAAUUAAAUAUUUUUAUUUUUCUUGGGGUUUUUCUUAAACUUGGUUUUUCAAUAUUGGUUACAUUUGAAGCCCAAUUAUUGAAGAGUAAGAAAAUCACUUUCCGCCAUCUUAGAUGCGACGCCAUCUUGAGAUUUUCCUCAAAACACAAAGGUAGGUUUUUCUCAGGAUCUACUGGAUGGAUUUUGAUGGGGUAAAAAGCAAAUGAAAGAGGAAAUACCAAUGCAGAUUUUGAUGUACCAGAAUUUUGAAUUUCCACUCUGGGGCUGAGAAAAGUGGAAAAAUGUGACUUUUUUCUGAUAUUUUUGACGUUUUUCCACUUUUCUCAGCCCCAGAAAGGAAAUUCAAAAUUCCGCUACAUCAAAAUCUGCAUUGGUAUUUCCUCUUUCAUUUGCUUUUUACCCAAUCAAAAUCCAUCCAGUAGAUCCUGAGAAAAACCUACCUUUGUGUUUUAGGGCAGUUCUAUGGAAAAGUCGGAAAAUCACAAGAUGGCGUCGCACCUAAGAUGGCGAAAAGUGAUUUUCUUACACUUCAAUAAUUACGCUUCAAAUGUAACCUACAUCGGAAAACCAUGUUUAAGAAAAACCCCGAAAUUUACAUCAUUAAAAAUUAUGUAAAUUCUAACAAUUUUCCCAAGAGACCCCCCUUAACGAAAACUCAUGAAAAUCUUUAAUAUUUUAUUAAAAAAAAUUGGUUCAAAAGUAAAUGAAUGUUUCGAAACAUUUUUAAAAAAAAAAUCCAUCUAAAUUGGAAUGUUCUGGUGAAAAUUCUAUGCAAUUUAUUGUAAUUCAAAAUGUCCCUAAAGAGAUGCUUAAAAGUAAUAUUUCAGUGCAGCCAAGAUGGGGCGAGAGGUCAAGCGAAAGUUGAAAAAUUUGAUCCUCAAAGUUGUCUAAAAAAAAAAAGGAUUAAAAAAAAUCAUAGAAUGGGAGAAGAAAAUUGUGAAGAUAAAAGAAUGUUGCAUGUGAUUCCUUAGAAAGUAGAAUGUAGAAUGGCGAUUAAAAAUCAAUAUUUACGAGUAGAUAAAAAAAUGUAAGGACAGGAAGCAUUAAGAAUUGCAGAUGAAAAAAUGUCUUGAAAAGCUGAUAAGAAAUAACUUGAUAAGAGAAAAGAAAAUUAAUUCCAUGGACAUAAAGAAAAUUGGUUGAAAAACUUUUUUUUGGAAGAUUUAUAAAAAAAAACAAACAAAAAAAUUAAAUCUAUUAACAUUUUCAGAGAAUUUAAACUUGUAGAGAUUUAUAAAAAAAAAAUGUCAUUCACACAAUUUGAAUAAUAUUUAAAAUAUAUGGUGUACCUUGUAGAAUUAACAAACUUAAAAGCAAAAAAAACGAGAGAAUUUUGUCUAAAAGCUCCUUAUUGCAAAAAUUAAAUGGAAUUAGUUUUCUUCAUCGUAGAAUUUCAGAUUGACGAAUUUUUGCAUUCAACUUUAACUGUAUUAUUUUUUAGUGACAUGAGAUGUAAUUGUAGAGAAGAUGAAACAAACAAAUAUUACUCUUUAAUGGAUUUUACUAAAAGAAAAGAAAAAAAUAAGAAACAGUUUAAUGAAAAAUGAAUUUUGCUGACAGAGAAAAUCUUUAUGGAAUAAAAAUUCAAAUUCUUAUCACAAAAAA
Molecule: messenger RNA, 4655 nt
Organism: Lutzomyia longipalpis
Lineage: Eukaryota; Metazoa; Arthropoda; Insecta; Diptera; Psychodidae
Gene: SamDC
Product: S-adenosylmethionine decarboxylase proenzyme
Exons: 5
Coding region: 325-1374 (349 amino acids)
Biological process (GO): spermidine biosynthetic process; spermine biosynthetic process
Cellular component (GO): cytosol
Molecular function (GO): adenosylmethionine decarboxylase activity
Source: RefSeq, a predicted model, not a curated record